This is a messenger RNA of Heterobasidion irregulare TC 32-1, 615 nucleotides long. RefSeq lists its product as uncharacterized. The record is from RefSeq and is a predicted model, not a curated record. The annotation marks the transcript as partial. NCBI's taxonomy places the organism in Eukaryota, Fungi, Basidiomycota, Agaricomycetes, Russulales, Bondarzewiaceae. The transcript has 4 exons.
AGUGCAGUCCAGCGCGCUGCCGUCGCAUUCGAGUAUGCCUCCUUGCGAUACCAAGCGCACUGUCCCCUCGGGAUGUACAUCAUCCCGUCACUCGAAAACCUAUCCAUCUGGGAUGGCGUUUUGUUCGUUCACCAAGGCUACUACACGGACUCGAUACUCAAGUUACGCCUGACCUUCCCGCCUGAGUACCCCGAGCGCGCGCCGACCGUGCACUUCAUCACGGACAUAUUCCAUCCCCUCGUUUCUCAGCAAGACGGCGCGUUCAACCUGGGCGCAAAGUUCCGUCCGUGGAGGCCCCGGGAAAACCACGUCUAUGAUAUCCUGCAUUAUGUCAAGGCCUCGUUCAAGAAGCACGCGCUCGACCAAUUCAAGGAGACUGACUGCUUCAACAAAGAAGCCUUCAGGUCCGUACCAUAUCACGAUUCCACAUCGUCGUUCGCCGCUCUCGCGACGCAGUCGUCGAUGCUAUCCCAGACUGCCUCGGCCCUCUUCGACAGCGACCAUCCGACGAUGGCGGCGAAAGGCCCCGCCCACGGUUUGCCCUUCCGCGAGCUACGACCAGAGCAGUCGCACGCUCUGCGAUUAAAGAUGGGUCUCCAGGAGUGGGACGACGAG